This is a messenger RNA of Moneuplotes crassus, 1588 nucleotides long. The record is from the annotation of a GenBank genome assembly. Lineage: Eukaryota; Ciliophora; Spirotrichea; Euplotida; Euplotidae.
AUGUCCGUAUACAGUGGCUUUGGGACUCGAUCCCUUGAGACUUCCUAUAAUGCUCUCCUCUUCAGACUUCUUCACGCAUGACAGUCUAAGGUGAAGCAAUGCAUGCUAAUCAUUGAUAAUUUUGCAAAAAUUACUGAGCAUCAGCAUGAGAAUUUAGAGAAAAUGGCAUUUUAACGAUAAUUUCUGAAUUUUAUUUAUGAAAUUAUAUAAGAAAGUGAUAGACCUCGAGAAGACCAAGUACCUUCCUCCCAAGUUCUCAUUAAGCGUAAAAGAUUUGGUAGCUUUUAUAUCCACUGAUUCCAACCUUGAUCUAAGCAAUGGCUUGGACAGCAUUGAGGAAGAGCAAAGUAUAGAGAUCAUCAAGAAAACUAGUGUUACAUUUGAUCAUCAAGUUACAGAAUUGGAAGACCUUAAUAAGUUACACCAAAGUUAUAGAGAGAAAAUAGGGACUCAUUUUGAAAGAAAUAAGGAAUUGUCACCAAGUGUUGAAAAUAAAACUGGUCUAAAAGUCAAGAAAAUCCUUAAAUUUCCAUGAUUAGGUGAUUUUCCUAAAUCUUUCGACAAAUCUAACCAAAAUCCUCCAAAAAACUCCUCAAAAAUCACCCAAAAGGGCCUUCACAGAUCCACCCAUUUCUCGCCUCAAAGACCUCAAAUUCCAAAAAUUCCUUCACACAGCCCAUCUCCACACCCCCUUGCACCCUCUCCCACCCCUCUAACCUCCACUACUCCCCCAAUCCCAGCCCCUUCCUCCCCUCCUAGCCACACCCACAUCCUCUCCGACCACAUCACCGAAGAAGAAAGUUCAUCUCCCGAACAAACCCACCCAACCCAGCCACUAAUAACUCCACCUACUAAUAAAAAUAAAUUGCAGAAGAGAGGAAGAGAAAGUGACAGGGGGGACAGGUUUAGGGUAGCCUAUAGAGGGGAUGUAGGCGGGACCAAGAGAGAGGGGAAGUACAGGAAUGAUGCAUUGGGGUUGAUAAGUGGGUAUGAUAAGUGUAAGAUGGAUAAAUGAAUGGAUGAGAAGAAAGAGACCCAACUUUCUGAGAAAUUGUUGAGAAAAGAUAUUAAAAAGGCAAAUGUAUCUGUUGAAAUUAAAAAUGAUCUGAUUGAAGAUAAGAAUGGACUUUCAGAGAGGCUGGCAACUCUUGAUAGGCUCAAGAAGAAUCCUUAUGCUAAAUAAGUUGCUCAAUUUCAAACUUUUUGAAGAACGCAAGGGUUCUUACACAAAGUCAAAGCUAAACUUUACUGAUUGGGAUGUCUCUCAUGAUUCUAAAAAUGAUCAAAUGAGUAACAAUAGAAAGCCAAUACUUGGUGGUAAAACAAUUAAAAAGUUAAAUGAAGGGUUCCAAAAAUGAGCUCCAAGAGUUGUGUUCUCUAAAACACCUCACAGAGAACGCAAAACCACGAAUUCACUUAACUCAUCACUUUCAAUGCUAAGCUCAAUCUCCCAACCAAAGAAGUUAAAAAAUCUGAAAGGCUUCAGUCCUAUCAGGCCGAUUCCCAAAAAGGGUAUGAACACGUUGACAAGGAUGUUUAUUCAUAAGAAGAAGUAGUCUGAUUGGUCAUCAACUCAAUAUCAACAUUA